UCAUCCAACUGUUUAGAAACAGAGCCUUUAAAUUCCUUUGGGAUUUUCGGUGCUACUUGAAUUGUGAAAACCAUAAACCCAGUUUGAUUAAUCUGAUCUUGAUCUAAUAUUUGAUGGAGAACUUGAUGGGUCUUCUGAGGAUUCACAUCCAAAGAGGAGUGAACCUUGCUGUUAGAGACAUGAGAAGCAGUGACCCUUAUGUUGUUAUCAAAAUGGGCAAGCAGAAGUUGAAAACUCGAGUGGUGAAGAGGAAUGUGAAUCCUGAGUGGGAUGAAAGAUUGACUCUUUCUGUUGUAGAUGCAAAUCUUCCGGAUGCAGAGUUUGAGAUUAGUUCAUUCAUUAAAGCCUUGAAGAUGCGCUCGGAAGGCUUAACAGAUGGAACCAUAAUUGACAGAGUGAAACCAAAUAGGGAAAACUGCCUUGCUAAAGAGAGCUGCAUCAUCUGGUCCAACGGAAAACUUGUCCAGAACAUAGUCCUCAGACUCAGAAAUGUGGAGUGUGGGGAAGUUGAACUUCAAUUGCAGUGGAUUGAUGUUCCAAUUUCUAGGGGUCUCUAGAUUGCAUCCUCUCUCUCUCUCUCUCUCUCUCUCUCCCUUUUUGUUUUCCUGUAUAUUUGUAUUUGGGGGCCCUGCUUCUUCAAUUCUUUUGUUCAUAGAUAUGAGAGUGGUGUUUUUAAGUUUUUAUCCUCCCAUGUGUUGGUGUCAAUCCUAUGGGAUGUGAGAAAAGUUUGAACAGCUUCAUUUUCAUUUUCUAAUAAAAUUACAAUUUAUUUGAUUAAUUCAAA
This is a messenger RNA of Prunus mume (Japanese apricot), 784 nucleotides long. The record is from RefSeq and is a predicted model, not a curated record. Lineage: Eukaryota; Viridiplantae; Streptophyta; Magnoliopsida; Rosales; Rosaceae.